AAUCUUUUUAUUUUUCAGUGAAUGAUGGAUAAAGAUUCGGAGAGGCUGGUCAUCAUUGAUACCGAUGGUGGUACAGAUGAUUGCCAUGGUAUCCUGAUUGCAGCUGCUGCUUCUCAUGUCAAAGUUUUAGCCAUUACGUGUGUAGUGGGUAACGUGGAAAUCGAUCAAGUCUCUCAGAAUGUCCUCAUGACAGUACACAUAUCAGACAAAUUGAGGAAAGCAAAGUGUCCCAUUUACGUGGGCGCUGCUCGACCACUAGCUGGUUUUCCGAUCCAUCGAUUUGAUGUCCAUGGGGAGGAUGGAUUGGGUAACACCAAAAGGUCAACAGACCUUCAGCAAGACUGCAUCCAAGCUGAACCUGCAUGUGUAGCUCUUGUAAGGCUAGUCAACCAAUAUCCUGGUCAGAUCAGUAUAGCUGCCAUUGGACCACUAACCAACCUUGCUUUGGCAAUGAGAAUAGACCCAACAUUCUCAUCCAAAAUCAAAGACCUUGUCAUCAUGGGAGGAGAUUCAGAAGGCAGAGGGAACAUAACUGCAUGUGCUGAGUUCAACUUCCACGCUGACCCAGAGGCAGCCCGAGUGGUCCUUCGUGAAUUCACUUGCUCUAAGAUACUGAUUUCAUGGGAGCUCACCAUCAAGUAUGCAUGGAAUAUUGAUUGGAUGCGUACCAAGUUAUUUUUAGAGGACAGGCUAGUCGGUCGUUUUCUUCGAGAUACUCAUGAGCAUAUUUUAGAAGUCUGCAAAAAGGAUCCCGCCAUGUCUACCGGAGGUUUAGUGGAUAUGUUCCCUGCCUGCGAUCAGUUGGCUGUAGCAGUGACCAUCAACCCAGACUUGAUGACUCAUUUCAACCACUUCCGUUGCUCCGUCGAGACAGGAGGUGUGUCCAGCAGAGGUCACUUAGUCAUUGACCGGGCCUCUUUUGACCAGUCACUAAACGGAGUUACACCUACAAAGAUUGUAACUGCAGUAGACUUUGAGAAAUUCAAACAGAUCGGUCUCAGUUCGGUCUCAGUAUGAGGUUUCUUGUGCACAUUGCAAAGUUGCAACUGAUUUAUCCAUGUUCAGCAUCAUUCAUCAACUAUCAACGUUUUCUCAUGCACACAUUAGUUUAAAAAGUGGGGGAGACUUAUCCUACAAUAAAAACAGUUUGAUAUGUGUAGACUUAUCCUACAAUAAAAGCAGAUUGAGAUGUGUAGACUUAUCCUACAAUAAAAGCAGUUUGAGAUGUGUAGACUUAUCCUACAAUAAAAACAGUUUGAGAUGUGUAGACUUAUCCUACAAUAAAAGCAGGAGGAGCAAUACAGACUGCAACUUUAAGGGCCGAAUUUACACCCAUUUAUUUUUUGUGUUCUUUAUUAGAUCAGUCAAUGUCAAAUCACUGCAAAUUUUUGUUACUAUGUGAGCCCUACCUCUUCCUACUUUCACAAAUCUGGUGUGUGGGAUUAAUUGAGGUUUUUAGUGGAAUUGAUUGGAAUUUUGAAAUUCCAGCCAAACAUGCCAGUAAACAAAUUUAUUUGAACAAAUACAUCUGUGUAAGAAUGAACUUUGUCAGAUUUGUAGGUUUCAACAUACUUAUAAUGAAAAUUACACCAGAAAUCUAAAUCUGCCAUUAAUUUCUAUAUCCAAACUCAAUUCAAUGACCUCUUAACCUUU
This is a messenger RNA of Strongylocentrotus purpuratus (purple sea urchin), 1653 nucleotides long. Its product is annotated as probable uridine nucleosidase 2. Bases 22 to 1017 code for a protein of 331 amino acids. The record is from RefSeq and is a predicted model, not a curated record. Lineage: Eukaryota; Metazoa; Echinodermata; Echinoidea; Camarodonta; Strongylocentrotidae. Gene Ontology annotation, molecular function: hydrolase activity, hydrolyzing N-glycosyl compounds. The transcript is spliced from 5 exons.